CUACACACGUGCGGCAGACAGUUGCUUUCCGGAAGACGAAUAGCGGCGGACUUGUACGGUCUUCGGAAGUUCAACAACACUUGUACGUUUUGGAGGCUCAGCACUGGAAACGAUGAGUGGGAACUCGGAUGGUAAUAAAGAGUUCCUGGAGCAGCUCCGUUUGCAGCAGCUGUAUGGACAGAGGCGAGAGGGCGGAGAAGAUCCGUACACGUACGUCGACCCAGAAGACGGCACUGUGUACGACUGGGACCAUGAAAAGAGAGCAUGGUUUCCAAAGGUAAAUGAUGAUUUCAUUGCAGCAUAUCAAGCAAACUAUGGAUUCAAUGAGGAAGGGGCACCUGAUCCGAGCGCUGCGGUCCCCGUCACCGCAUGUCUCCCUGCCAAACCCGAGGACUCCAAGAAACCAGAAGAACCUAAGAAGCUUGAGGAGAGCUCAAACCAGGAAAAAACUAAGGAGGCAGCUCAGAAAGGAGAGAAAAGGAAAGCAGAUCCAGGAUGGUUUGAAGUUGAAAAGGAAAAAAACACCAAUGUUUAUGUAACGGGUCUUCCUCCAGACAUAACUCCUGAUGAGUUUGUGGAGGUCAUGUCCAAAUGUGGAAUUAUAAUGCGUGAUCCUAUCACAGAAGAGUAUAAAGUCAAGCUCUACAAGGACAAGGACGGAAACCAAAAAGGAGAUGGACUUUGCUGCUACCUAAAGAUAGAGUCUGUAGCUCUUGCCGUGAGGCUUUUGGAUGAGACGGAGAUUCGGGGCUACCAGCUGCAUGUGGAGGAAGCACGAUUUGAACUCAAAGGACAAUAUGACGCCAGCAAGAAGAAGAAAAAGAACAAAGAAUAUCGUAAAAGGCUCCAGCAGCAACAAAAGCAGCUGGACUGGAGGCCGGAGAAAGCUGGGGAAACUCGAAAAAGGCACGAAAAAGUCGUCAUCAUUCAAAACAUGUUUCAUCCCAGUGACUUUGAGGAGGAUCCGUUGGUUCUGAAUGAGUACAGAGAUGAUCUGCGGACGGAAUGUGAGAAAUUUGGGCAAGUGAAGAAGGUCAUCAUCUUUGAUAGGCACCCUGAUGGAGUGGCAUCCGUGGCUUUUAAAGAACCUGAAGAGGCGGACAUGUGUCAGACGGCUCUGAAUGGACGGUGGUUUGGUGGGAGGAAAUUAUCAGCACUUCUGUGGGAUGGUGUAACUGACUACCAGGUUGAGGAAACCUCACGGGAACGAGAAGAGAGACUGAAAGCCUGGGGUUCUUUCCUCAGUGACGAAAGUGCGUCUGCCGCAGCUAAAGCAGACCCCUCAAAGGCGGCUGAACAACAAAAUUCCAGCACACAAGAAGCAGAAGAACAGACUCGACAGGAGGAACAUGCAAACGAAAGCUCCGCAAAACCACAGGAGGGGAAAGAUGAGAACGAGGAUGAGGAGGAGGAGGAGGGUGGAGGAGAAGUAGCGUCAACCGACAGCAGUUUAGCAGGAAGUGAUAAUGAGGAUGCGUAGAUGUGAAGAGAAAAGAGGACUUGAUUAAUGUCUCUUGAUAAAUCAUCUUCACAUUAGUAUACAGUGUUUCCUUUUAAUUGUUUAUUCCCAUGAAAUGUCUGACAGUAAUAGAAAUGUGACUGUAAAUAGUCAUUUGUCUGGUUUCUUGUGUGUCAUUGAAUCAGUUUGAACACCUGUUAAUAGUUUUUAUAGUAAAAAACAUUUUGUGAACUCA
This is a messenger RNA of Puntigrus tetrazona (Sumatra barb), 1694 nucleotides long. It is a transcript of the gene htatsf1, whose product is annotated as HIV-1 Tat specific factor 1. Lineage: Eukaryota; Metazoa; Chordata; Actinopteri; Cypriniformes; Cyprinidae. The coding region runs from base 113 to 1480 and encodes 455 amino acids. Gene Ontology annotation, molecular function: RNA binding. The transcript is spliced from 10 exons. The record is from RefSeq and is a predicted model, not a curated record. Gene Ontology annotation, cellular component: U2-type spliceosomal complex; U2 snRNP. Gene Ontology annotation, biological process: mRNA splicing, via spliceosome.